GUUGGUUGUACUGCGACCAAGUACAACAAUGGUGUAGGCAUAGACCCCAUACGGGCGAAAACUCGGCAGCUGCUCCUGGCAACACAACGUGAAGCAAAAACAGAUCCCUCCAGGACAGCACAGGAUAGAGCUGGCGCACAAGACUUCAAGGUGUGAAGUGGAUUAUACGUGUGGUCUUUGUGCUGUGAUCCCACCCGACCGGGAGCGGCAGCAGAUGUGAGAGAAACAUCCACCCUGGGCAGCCUUGUGAGACGGCUGACUGCUCGCUAUGAAGGGUCCCGCCAUUGCAGCAUGUGUCUUCUGUUUCUUCAUGGCAGCAGCAUAUUCCUUGAAGUGCGUUUUUUAUCGUGAGCCAAUUUACCAAGAACACUUCGAUGAAAAUGCUGGUAACGCUAGAAACUGCUCAUCAGAGUUUGAUGUUUGCUUAACCAUAAUAUACGUCUUGGAACAAAGAAGUGAAAAUAGACAGAAUGGAUUUCAGUGCAUUCGAGCAUGCGGAAAAUCAACGGAAUGUGACUUGAAGGAAAGCCUGACUACUCCCACCUAUCGUGUAAGAUUCAGAACUUCCUGCUGCACCACAGACUCCUGCCUGCCUAAUCUUCCUGUAUUACCGGUGAAAAAUGACAUAAAGAAUGGCGUGCUCUGUCCAGCCUGCUAUUCCAACAAAGAGAACCUAUGCGUCCCGAAGAGAUCAAUGGAGUGUACAGGAGAUGAAACCCACUGCAUUUAUUAUAAUGAAACAUUGCUCAAAGCACAUAACCUGCACUCAUAUGGUUGCGGCUCCAAAAACAUCUUUAAAGACAAAGGAAGAAUUGUUGAUUUAUUUAGUGUUUUCUCAAAAAUUACAAUCUCUGAGGUAACACCAAUUCAGGGAUUAAAGCCGGGUAACUUUUUGUGGUGCCAUUUUUGCCAUGAGAUUAAUUCUGCCAGUUGUUCAAAACAUCGGGCUUUGUGUGACCCAGAUGAAGAGGUUUGUGUUUCUGAAAGAAGAAGGAUCACUGACGAAAACACCCGAAGACUUACAAUGCAAAUAAGGAAACAGUGCGGGAAAUAUGAUGACUGUCAAUUUAAUGGCAUCAUAUCCAAUAGAGAAAAGAUUUUGACCAUCAAAACAUCUUGCUGUGAUACGGACUUGUGCAUAACAGCAGAGCCCUUGUGGUCCCUAAAAAGAUCAAAGGACAAUGGCAGAACAUGUCCAAGCUGCUUUCCUUCAAAUAAUACAAGCUGUCGCCCUACAGAUAUUAUCAAGUGUAAUGGGGAUCAAACUCACUGCAUUCACUAUUCAUCAACGAUGACCAAAGAUGGCUCUGUAUUAUUGGAGGAAUAUAAUGGAUGUUCUUCUGCUGGGAUCUGUGAACAUGCAACCAUUAAGCCUUUUGAACUGCCUCAACAUAAGAUAACCACUGAAAUUAUAUGUAGCGGAGGAAUACGGAUUAUUCAUCAACUUCUCAGUUUAGUCAUCUCAAAAUGUGCAGCAUGGAGUCUGUUAAAGCUCUCAUAGAUUUCUGGCAUCGACACUGGGACAGUAAAAUUACGUUGUUUUUUUUAGGUCGGCCACAGAAGCAAUUUAAAGGGGUAUUCCAGGAAAAA
Molecule: messenger RNA, 1590 nt
Organism: Hyla sarda
Lineage: Eukaryota; Metazoa; Chordata; Amphibia; Anura; Hylidae
Exons: 11
Coding region: 269-1501 (410 amino acids)
Source: RefSeq, a predicted model, not a curated record